AAGAUUUUGCCUCCAGGUUGGUGUGGACGUGUGACAGUGACGGUGUGAAUUGAUGCCAAACUGGAAAUGCUAGGAGACAUGGGGAUCUCAGGGAGAACAUCUCUAGUUCUAGUCAUCUUCAUUACUUUUCUACAAAUCCGAGCUCUGAUGUGUGACAAACCCACAGUUGUUUCUGGCACUGAGGGUCAAAUGUUUGACUUCAUAUGUGAGUAUCCAAGCGACAGCAAAAACAACACGAAACACUUCUGCUGUUUAGACAUUGAUGAGUCCUUCGGUCAGGUCGUACGAACUUCCAAACACAACGAGUGGACAAGAAAAGGACGUGUCUCUCUUUACGACAACACUACAGCUGGCUACUUUAUCGUUAGGUUGGAUAAACUGUAUUUAAACGACAGCGGGAAGUACCAUUGUGGUGAUUUUGGGAGCAGUGAUCGCAUCAUGAAGAUACAUCUGCAUGUCUCCCAAGUGUAUAAAAUCCUUGCCUCCACCACGGCUGCACCAGUUCACAAGCUCACCAUGCAGCUGUUCCUGACUAUUAUAUUGUGUGUUGGAGCGAUGAUCUUUGUGUGUCUGUUCACAAUAUGUCUUCUUCUGGCUGCGAAGCACAGGAGAUCCACCCCACGCCAGAAAAGAGAGACGUCGUCUGACUAUGAGACGAUGAUGCCCUCGCCUGCGGGAGCGGCACCAGAGCCCUGUGGAUGUUCGCAUCCGGACUGCAUUGACCUCUCUACUUUACCUCGGCCACCUUCUGACCUCUACUCCUGCUUCACAGAAGAGAAUCGGGAGUCCACCAUCUCCUGCAGCCUCGGCGAAUACGUCGAUGUAGACAUACCGGGACAUAUCUGCCAGUACCAGAUUCUGGACCGGAGCCGACUGGAAAACCAUGUUUACCACAGUCUUCACGGGAGCUGCAGCUCCAAACAACGAGCUCCAAAAGAGCAGAUUGUCCACUGACAUAGCUUAUACCUGGAACAGUGUGUGGGUUGGUUAUUGGUAUUAAGUUAUACCAAUCUGUAAAAAGUGACAGACUUUUCUCUCAGUUUUAUAGCUUGAAGUUUCUUCAGUGACAUGAAGGAGGAAGUGCCAGAUGUUUCUCUGCUCCUUCUACCUGCCCGCUGCCAUCCUACUUGCUGAAUGUAUUGUACAAAAUUACAGUCAUAUUAAGAUGCAGUCACCUACUUGGAUGUACAAUCAACUUAUCUGACAGUAUGGGCAAGUUAAACUGUUUUUUCUUUCAAAAAAUGUAAGAAAACUGUAUGAAAAAAGUUUUAAAAUGCUUUCCAUCAUUCUGAUGAGUCAACAGAAUGAUGAAAAGGGUCAGGAAAACACCGUCCUUCAGCUAUUGUGGAGGAAUUUAAUCUGAAACGGACAUUUUCAUUUCCUUUCUUUCAGUACUAUUGGAAAGGCACACAGAUUUCUGUUGGCUGUUUGUGGUAAAUGAAGAAGGUAAAUGAUCAGAAUUAUUACAUCUUACUAACGCUGUUUGCACAGUUGAAAGUGGCUUUAAUGAGAUUAAAAAAUGUACAGA
Molecule: messenger RNA, 1528 nt
Organism: Poecilia latipinna (sailfin molly)
Lineage: Eukaryota; Metazoa; Chordata; Actinopteri; Cyprinodontiformes; Poeciliidae
Exons: 5
Coding region: 67-954 (295 amino acids)
Cellular component (GO): plasma membrane
Molecular function (GO): transmembrane signaling receptor activity
Source: RefSeq, a predicted model, not a curated record